CAGUGAACAAGUGAAACUUUGAUGAGGCUGUUCCUCUUUCCUCUGUGUCAGAACCUAUUAAUAAUCUAUUUUGCUUGUCAACAACUAAGUGAAUUCUAAUGAUUGACGAGGACAGCUGGAGUGUCUGUCAUACCACCUUUGCAUAGGUUUUUGUUUAUAUUGUAAAUUGUCAAGUUAUGGAAAUUCAGCACUGAAUGGAAAACAGAGGAUUUUGUUACAGUACAGGAUAUCUUCAUUUGUUAACUUGAGCCCUGUGGUGUGAAGAGACAUGAAGGCUCUGUUUGGACUGUUGGUGAUGUUAGCAGCAGUGUCUCAUGGCAUGGAGACCCCCUGUGAUGCUACACUGGAUGGAACUCGGUGUUAUGGAACUCUGGGAGGAACUGUCUUUCUCCAGCUGAUACACGUUGUCAGUGGAGUCCCUGACAUAUCAUUAAAAACCGAAUCCAAUGAUGCUGCUAAAAUUAUACUCAAAAUUAGAAACAAACACCCCAAAAUAGUGAAAAUCCACAAAUCCAUUGAAACCAGAGCACACUUCUUUAUCAACAACGGGACAUUUAGGAUAGAUAACACAGAAAGGAAUGAUUCUGCUGAAUAUAGACUAGACACAUUUAAUGCAGAUGGGGAAACAUUAGGGACCAGGAAACUACAACUGUUUAUUGAAGCCCCAGUGUCCUCUCCUCAGCUGUCCUCUCAGUAUCUGACCCAUGGAGAGAUGAGGGUGUCCUGCUCCUCUGAGGGGGACGGUCCCCAGUACAGCUGGACUUUGGAUGGACACCCACUGAGAGACACUAAGGCCUCUCCUGGUGACAAGACAAACACCAUUACACUGAAGAAAGGCCAGUCUGGAGAUCUCACCUGCACCGUCAAAAACAACAUCAACAGUGUUACCACCAGUGAGAGAAUCUCCCCCUGUGAGGGGCUUAUGUAUGUUAACUGCACUUCCAACGGGACAAAGAUAUCAGAGUGGGUGAUUGCCACUGGUAAUACCCUGUGUAUUGAACUUACAACAGUGGCACACACAACUGUGACAAAUGCCUUCACCAGUAAAACAGAAGCAACCAAAGAGAUCAUAGGGAUGGUAGCAGCGUCUCUGGCAGGUGUAGUCCUUGUCCUAGUGAUGGUGUUGGCAGUUUACUGUGUCCAGAAGAAAAAGAAACCUCCAAAGACUUCAGUUCAUGUUGACAGUCAGGAUGUGGAAUACGCGAAUGUCAGGACACUGAAGAAGCAGAUGAGACUGCAGGAAAGAAAGGUGGAGUACAGACAGGUGAAAAUUACUGGGGCUCCCCAGCAGCCAUUGGAGGUGUUUGGACAGAAUAAAACAUUAGAGGGUCCCCGGUGGAAGGUAGGCACACCUGAGGAGGGGGACUGUGUGUACGCCAGGGUACGCAAAGGCCAGUGAGCAAGAUACUGUCUAGAUUCAAUAUAACAGAAGUAGGCUGAUUUAUAGGAAAGUACAACGCAGUGUCCAUCUUUCUAUUUGCAUAUCAUCCCUAACAGGUAUUGCAUAUCUUACAGAUUUUGUCCCAUUAUUACUAGAUUCAGGUUUUCAAAGGUGGUCAUUACUUAAUUUGCAAUAUGUACACCAAGUCUUAAAGAACCACCAAGUUAAAUCAUUUGACGAACUAAGUUCAGACUUCCAUUUGCCAAAGUCAGAUUUCUUUUGCUAUUUACAACUAAAAUACUAUUUACUGAAACACCCCAAAUAGGUAAUAACAAAGGGUGAGUACUCUCCCAUAGAAAAACUCAAUCAUCAGAAAAUGGCAACUAGUAGUCAACAAAUAAAACUGCACCAAUGUGUUGAUAUCAUGGCACUGCGCAAUACUCCGCAAACUAAGUGCAAGUGGGAACCUGAACUUGGGGAGAACAUUGAACAUGAAACUUAGGAGGAAAUACAAUUUUGGGUACUUUCUAACUCCAGACACAAUGGUGAAGAUAAGUCAAGAAACAACCAGUGAAUACUGGAGAAAAUGUGGGGAAUUGUUCAUAAACUAGCCACUUAUUUUGGGAUCUUGUUCCAGAAUGAUGAAAUGAUGUUAUUAUGUUUUUAUUAUUAUGUUUUUGACUUUGUUAACAAUAUGUUUAACCACAUAAAUAUUCCCUUACCUUUGAUGUUCUUCGAUCAGAAGACGUGGAAGGAGUUAUACUUACCAAUACAUCAUUUGGUUUCAAGUUGUGUGUCUCUGUAUUAGCAUAUGCUAACAGCUUCAGCUGAAAUGCACCCAAAAUGAUGUCUGGUCCCGCACUCUUGCGCAUUAAAACUUCAAAAUUACAUAUUAUAUGUCGACUAAACUGGUCAAACUAAGUGCAGAAUCGAUCUUUAGGAUGUUUUAAUCAUGUAAAACAAAGAUCAGCGCGAACAGACAAACCGACAUCGAUUGGUGUUUCAUGGAAAAAGAGGGAGCUCCAAUUCAGACGCGCGCAAUAGAGUGCAUGUAUUUUCGCGAGGGCGCAGGAGAUUCUCACAAUGAACGCAUCAUUUGAAAGCAGACAUCGCGCUGAACACAUAGAAACUGUUCCUGGAUCCAUAGCUGGUUGGGAAGGGUGGGGGCGAUGACGUCAAAGUUGUCCCAACUUUUCUGUUGCCAAGAGGGUGUUUGGGAGAAUGGCUGCCCUGAGAGUUCUGCUUUACAUACAGACAUAAUUUAAACGGUUUUAGAAACUUUAGAGUGUUUUCUAUUCAAUAAUAAUUAUUAUAUGCAUAUAUUAGACAUUUUUGACAAAAAGAAAUUCUGUUUACUAUGGGCACGCACUUCCUCCAAAGGGGGCAGUAUUCAGUCCGAUCUCCAAGAGGUACCUCUUGAUACUACCCAUCCCGGAUCCGGGAUCGUGACUACAGGCUCAAGCUCAUUACCAUAACGCAAAAUGCAAAAAAUAUUCUUAGAAAUAUUUAACCUCCACACAUUUACAAGUCCAAUAGCUCAAAUGAAAGAUAAACACCUUGUUCAUCUACCCAGCAAGUCAGAUUUCUAAAAUGUUUUACGGCGAAAACACACCACACAUUUAUAUUAGACCACCACCGAAACAAAAGACAAGAGGCAGCCAUUUUGUCCCAGAAAAUAUAAAAUUAUAAAAGCAGGAUUAAAAAAUAAAUCAUUCACCUAACCUUUUGAAAAUCUUCAUCAGAUUACAGUAAUAGGACAUGUUACACAGUACAUUUUUUUUUCAAUAAUAUGCCAUUUAUAUCCAUAAAUCUCUGUUUACAAUGACGACAUUUUCGAAAAAUCCUACUCAAAUGUCCGGAGAAAUGAUGAUAGCUCCGACAGAUAACGUCAGAUAACAAGCAAUACACAUGACUAAAUAUACAUGUUCUACAUAUAGUUACAAAGAUACACUUCUUCUUAAUGCAACCGCUGUGUUACAUUUAUUUUUAACGUUACAGAAUUCGUUCACUAGGCUAUAAUAUGAGGCGGCGCUCAGAUAUUAGCAGCAUGUCUCCUCUAUGUUUGGAGAGCACAGAAACCCAAAAUGUAAUGCUCCCUGGCAAAGGACCCAACGAGUAUUACAAAAUGCCUAUCUAUUGAUUAUACUCCUGUCUGCAGCAAAUAAAUGUAUUACAGCACAUUUGUUAAAUAAGGACAUGAGUGGAAUUGUAGAGUGAAAUGAAUGUAUUUCAUGUAGAAUAAAAUUACAAACAGAUAUAUGUGGAAAAAAAAUGGGAAACGCUCCUUGUAAAUAACAUUGUGUAGACUUAAGACUCAUUAGUCUUGAAGCAAACAAACAUAUGAUGAAUGUGAUUACUAAUUUUUGCUUUUAUUUUUUCAAAUUGCUUUUCCUUUCGGUGCCUUCAGAACAUUUUCACACCCCGCAACUUUUUCCACAUUGUGCUGUUUGCAGCCAGAAUUUAAAAUGGAUUCAAUUGAGAUUUUGUGUCACUGGCUUACUCACAAUAAUGUCAAAGUGGUAUUGUGUUUUUUUUAUGUUUACAAAUGAAUAAAAACAGAAAAUCAGAAAUGUCUUGAGUCAGUACAUUUUCAAGCCUUUUGUUAUAGAAUGCAAAAAUAAGUUCAGGAGUAAAAUGUUCUUUAACAAGUCACCUCUGUGUGCAAUUGUAGAGUGGCAAAGAAAUUAAGUUCAUAUCCUGAAUACAAAGUGUUGUGUUUGGGGCAAAUCCAACACAACACAUAAAUGAGUAUCACUCUUCAUAUUUUUUUAAAUGGUGGUGGCUGCAUCAUUUUAUGGGUAUGUUUGUUAUCGGCAAGGACUAGGGAGUUUUUUAGGAUAAAAAAAAUGGAAUAGAGCUAAGCACAGGCAAAAUCCUAGAGGAAAACCUGGUUCUGUCUGCUUUCCAACAUACACUGGGAUACAAAUUCACCUUUCAGCAGGACAAUAACCUAAAACAUAAGGCCAAAUAUACACUAGAGUUGCUUACCAAGAUGACAUGGAAUGUUCCUGAGUGGUUUAGUUACUGUCUUAACUUAAAUUGGAUUGAAAAUCUACGGCAAGACUUGAAAACGGCUGUCUUGCAAUGAUCAACAACCACCUUUACAUAGCUGGAAGAACUUUUAAAAGAAUAAUGUGUAAAUAUUUUCCUACCCAGGUGUGCAAAGCUCUUACAGACUUACCCAGAAAGACUCACAGCUGUAAUCACUGCCAAAGGUGAUUCUAAUGUGUAUUGACUCAGUGGUGUGAAUACAGGGGUGCGAAAAAUAAAUUAGAUAUUUCAAUAAAUUUGCAACAAUUUCUAAAAACAUUUUUUUCAUGUCAUUAUUGGGUAUUGUGUGUAGAUGGGUGAGAGGAAAUAUCAAGACUCAGGAUAAGACCAGAUGCAGACAGUUUGAAUAACAGACGUUUAUUAUACAACAGGAGGCAGGCAAACGACAGGUCAAGGGCAGGCAGAGGUCGGUAGUCCAGGGCAGAGUAAGGUACAGAGUGGCAGGCAGGCUCAGGGUCAGGGCAGGCAGAGGUUGGUAGUCCAGGGCAGAGUAAGGUACAGAGUGGCAGGCAGGCUCAGGGUCAGGGCAGGCAGAGGUUAGUAAUCCAGGGCAGUGGCGAAAGGUACAGAAUGGCAGGCAGGCUCAGGGUCAGGGCAGUGAUCAAAACCAGGAUAACUAGUAAACAGGCUUGUGAUCAAAACCGGGAAAACAAGUAAACAGGCUUUGUAGGCUUGAUGAGACAAGACGAACUGGCAACAGACAAACAGAGAACACAGGUAUAAAUUCACACGGGAUAAUGGGGAAGAUGGGUGACACCCGGAAGGGGGUGGAGACGAGCACAAAGACAGGCGAAACAGAUCACGGUGUGUUUUUAAAUUUUUUUAUUAAUUUUGAAUUCAGGCUGUAACACAACAAACUGUGGAAUAAGUCAACGGGUAUGAAUACUUUCUGAAGGCACUGUAAUUAUAUAGUUCUCUGGUUUGUUGUGUACCUGUUUGUAUCUCAGAAGACCAGAACCUUAAUAAUACAAAUAAUAACAAUAACAGUAAUUUACUUUACAAACACUAAUUAAACUACAUACAUUUCUGAUCAUAUCUAAGAUAGUACAUGAUAGAAUAAUCUUAAUUCAGCACACAGUACCUGUACAGCAAAUAAGAGAAUAUUACAUUUUUUGUGAUUGUUAUUUAUAUUUUGAGCUAGUGCAAUAAUAAGCUAAUGUUGUAAAUAAAUUCUAAGAUACUUUGCCAUAUCUUUUCACACCAUCAGAAUGUAUUUUUCUUCCCCUGAACAUUUCCACAUCUCUGGUUUCGGUGGGUUAAAGUUGCUGAUGCAUUAACUGUUUGAGUCACAUGAUUACCAGUUGAAAAACCCCUCAGCCAGAGGUGAUGGACAGACUGAUUGGGUAAAACCAACAUACUGUGGCUUUUCUUCAGGACAUUAACAUAUUCGGUUAGUUCCUCGGAUGAACUAAAAGUAAAGCAUAUAUAAUUUCACCAUAUGUCAGUCUCAAACAAAAUAAAUGAGUAAAAGUAAACAAAUUGACAACAGGAUGUUGAGAAAUAAAGAUAAUGAUGUUUCUAACAAAGUGUUGAUAGCAUAAUGUAAUCUUCUGUAAGAUGCAGUGGAAUUACUUGUGAUGCUUCAUUCUUGAUGCCACUGCGUGAUGGGAAGUUGCAAUUUGAAAAUAAAAUCCAGUUUUUUUUAAAACAA
Oncorhynchus kisutch (coho salmon) is the source of this 6083-nucleotide messenger RNA. Its product is annotated as hepatocyte cell adhesion molecule. Lineage: Eukaryota; Metazoa; Chordata; Actinopteri; Salmoniformes; Salmonidae. The record is from RefSeq and is a predicted model, not a curated record. The transcript has 6 exons. Bases 269 to 1399 code for a protein of 376 amino acids. Gene Ontology annotation, cellular component: membrane.